Messenger RNA from Dreissena polymorpha, 1989 nucleotides. RefSeq lists its product as uncharacterized. The transcript is spliced from 2 exons. The record is from RefSeq and is a predicted model, not a curated record. The coding region runs from base 1 to 1989 and encodes 662 amino acids. NCBI's taxonomy places the organism in Eukaryota, Metazoa, Mollusca, Bivalvia, Myida, Dreissenidae.
AUGCGACGAAAGAUACGGGUUGUUCUAUACUUUUCUUUGUGGAUGUUUAUGGCGUUGAUAUGCAUCGUACUAAACAUCAUCAAUAUAGAUUGGGGAAUAACAAACACCAUGAGUGGUAUACUAAUCGUGAUAGUUCUUGGAGUUCUUCAAGGAUCUGUGCUUGAGUUUCCCGUGCAGACUAUUGCUACAUUACUGAUUGGCGGUGAACGACGUGAUAAUAAACGCGCCCCGUGUGAUCGUUUGACUGUUAUUCUCAAUUACAAUCUAUUAGCCACUGGAAAAGACGAUAUUCUGGAAUGUUUGGAAAAAAUGUAUAAGGCGUAUGUCGGAAACCUUAGUCCAAAUGUUUCGGCUGUUCUGUUAAGUGCUACUAACGACGAAGAACUGAAGGAAUAUGAACUCCAGAUACGGGACAAGUAUCGUUCACUUUUGUAUGACGACUUGUACCGAGAAGGACUGGCGUUUGCUCGUGGUGAAUAUGAAUUGGUAGACCCUAUUCACCUGGACAAUGUCUGGGCGAUGUAUAUUGAUGUAAAUAGAAAUGUUUUCUUGACUGAUUAUCUUGAAGAAAUAUGUGAUCGAUAUGCCCGUGAGUUUAUGGUUGUACACCGAGUAAGCCGCGUUUUGCGGAAAUGUGGACAAUAUCAAGACCUAAUGCUCCUAUCAGAAGGGGAAUGCAAGGCAUAUUCGUAUUGUGACAAACGUUACUACGGCCGAUUAGCCCGUGAACCCGGCGAAGCGUUAUUUCACACAAGCGAAGACGUCUCCAAUAUAAUCGAUAGGAAAUUUAAUUACACACUUGUAUUAGAUUCUGACACAGGUGUUCCUCGUGGCGGGGUUUUUGAUAUGCUACGCAUCGCAGCCGCUCAUCCCGAGAGAGGCAUCAUUCAACCGUCAAUCAAACUUCAUUGUGGACCAGGGGACACACUGUUUAUGCAUCUUGAGGCAAUGAGACAGAACAUUUAUGAACCUUUGACAAACGCAAUAACCGCUCUCUUUAAACAAUCCUCGUAUUUCGGAAAAGCGUUAAUUAAAAAUAAACUGUACAUUGACUACGUGAUUGGGUCCAAAGAUGACCUAAUUGAAAGAGUUCCAGUUGAUGUGCUUAGUCAUGAGACCUAUGAGGCAGCGCUUCUGAAGCCACUGUAUGCUGGCAGUACUUUCCUCUUAGAGGAACCUAGCCAUAAUUAUGUAACAUGGAAUAUACGUGAGCGACGAUGGAACAGAGGUGAAAUACUUCUUGCUAUGUAUUUCUGGAAAAACGCAUUCGGUAAACCUAUGCGAUGGCUUCAGAAGAAACUUCAGCGGUCAAAAUUUAAUAAGACCAAAGUCAGGACAGAAACAAAACUAGACUUUGUGACCUCUUACAUAGCACAUUCGGCGCUGCGACAUAUGUUUAUGAAGCCUGCUCUUUUAUUAUAUAUCAUUCUUCAAUAUUUCGUCCAUCUGCGUAACAGAUAUGCGUCCAUCAUCAUCGUCAUGUUCAGUGUACUAGUCUUCCCAAAGUUUGCUACGUGUAAUCGCAAAAAUUACAAGUUUGUCAUUUUGGAAACGAUAGCGUCAAUUCUCCAAUUCACGCCUGAAGCACUAGUUGGCUGCGUACGCAUUUGGCGUGCACUUUAUGCCAAUGUUUCACUCAAUGUAAAAUGGGUACCCCAAAGAGCAGUGGAAGAAGACUUUAAGAGCUCUAAUCCGUUUCUUUCAAGUUUUAAGCAUCUCUGGGGUUAUUCAGUGUUUUCUGUCUUAGUUGGCGUUUUAUUUGUUAUAUUUCUUGAUUAUGAGGGUCUUUUGUUAGUUAUGCUGACUACAACAGCCGGGUUACCUGUUUACGCUGGAUUAACAUCGUUAACCACAGAUUUCAAAUGUUGUCUAGUCGAUAAUUCUUGGACAUCGAGUAACGUUAUUCUUAAAUCAGCCUUCUGCAAACCGCCAAAGAUUUCAACUGAUGCCGCCAUUGACAUAUUGUCGGUUGUUACUGGCAAACCUUAG